Molecule: messenger RNA, 654 nt
Organism: Didymodactylos carnosus
Lineage: Eukaryota; Metazoa; Rotifera; Eurotatoria; Philodinida; Philodinidae
Source: the annotation of a GenBank genome assembly
AUGUCAAAACUAAUAAAUUCAUCAUCAUCCAACGUAAUCACACCACCACAACCAAAAACUGAUAAUAAAAAUAAAUAUUUAUAUUGUGAAAUACCACAUCGUGGUAAAACAACACAAAUUUUUGCUAAUAAAUUAAAACAUUUAAUUCAACACCAAAAACCGACUAAACAACUACGAAUUAUACAGCAAUCUAAUUUAGUUUAUCAUGUAGUUGCAAAAGACGGUAAUGUUGAUUACGUAGGUAAAACAAUACGACAGAUUAGCAGACGUUUCAAUGAACAUGGAAUAAAAUUUCAAAUUGAGCAACAACAACAAAAUAAUUCAACAUCACAACAACAAACAAAUAAUAGUAUCACACCAUUACAACAAAAUUCUAUUACUAACAAUCAUCAUUUUAUAACAAAUCAACAAUUACAUCAUAAACUUCUCGAAAUAAUUAAUGAUCGACAGCUAGAAUAUGCAUGUCUAAACGCUCUUGGUGAAAUACAGCGACCAUUAGAGCAACCUCAACCAUCAAUUAUAUUACCAUUAAUUCCACCGACCCCAACAGUAGCCAAAAAAUCACCGUUUUAUAUACAUAUGUUUGAAACUGGAAAACGAAUAACAGUAAAAGACUAUCAUUUAUUAAUGACUGAUAAACAACCAGACUUCUAA